ACCGAUCUGUUCGCGGCGUUAAUAUAUUCGUGUUUCCGCUGUAUUGGUCCGAAAUGGCACAACGCAGUGUCGCUGCCCAGUGGACUCUGAUCGCGCAAAGCUGCCGGACCGCACCACGAUGUCGACCGCUUUGCGGGCAGAGUUCAAGUUAUGUACAAUCGAGACACAUGAGUGCUAGCAUACCACUUGCAAUGUUCGCCUCACGCAAAGCGAGCGGCCCGGUCUGUACGAUAGCCAAGUUGCACUCAAACCGAACAUGCUGGCGACACGUCCGAAACCUCAAACCAGCCCGGAACUUCACAACCACAACCUUCCGACUACACGGCGAUCUCAUUCCACCCCGACCUGGUGAGGAGCGACGGAUCACGUUUAUCGACAAAGAAGGCCAGUCACAUACGUUCGAAGUCGCAGACGGCGACAAUGUCCUGGACAUUGCGCAAGCGAACGAUUUGGAGAUGGAAGGCGCUUGCGGAGGCAGCUGUGCAUGCAGCACGUGCCAUAUCAUAGUACAAGACGAUGAUCUGUACGACAAGAUGGAGGAGCCGAGCGAUGAUGAGAACGAUAUGCUGGACCUGGCGUUUGGGCUGACGGAGACGAGCCGGCUGGGUUGUCAGGUGAAGAUGAGUAAGGAGUUAGAUGGGCUUGUUGUCAAGCUACCCUCAAUGACUCGCAACAUGCAGGCUUCUGACUUUGCGGAAAAGAAGUCGUAGCCACUUUUCAUCGUCUAGACACGUUACAGUACUGUACAGUAAACGCACAUACGCAUAGCGACGGCGUUGCAUUGGCAUAUUGUACAUCUAGCGAACAGUUACGCAGCUUAAGCCAUUCAGCCCAAGACCUGCUGUUCCGAC
Molecule: messenger RNA, 851 nt
Organism: Baudoinia panamericana UAMH 10762
Lineage: Eukaryota; Fungi; Ascomycota; Dothideomycetes; Mycosphaerellales; Teratosphaeriaceae
Exons: 3
Coding region: 54-710 (218 amino acids)
Biological process (GO): P450-containing electron transport chain; positive regulation of oxidoreductase activity
Cellular component (GO): mitochondrion
Molecular function (GO): 2 iron, 2 sulfur cluster binding
Source: RefSeq, a predicted model, not a curated record